Messenger RNA from Zalophus californianus (California sea lion), 1589 nucleotides. Its product is annotated as monofunctional C1-tetrahydrofolate synthase, mitochondrial-like. Gene Ontology annotation, biological process: tetrahydrofolate interconversion. The record is from RefSeq and is a predicted model, not a curated record. Gene Ontology annotation, cellular component: cytosol; mitochondrion. The transcript has a single exon. The coding region runs from base 36 to 1571 and encodes 511 amino acids. Gene Ontology annotation, molecular function: methylenetetrahydrofolate dehydrogenase (NADP+) activity; ATP binding; formate-tetrahydrofolate ligase activity. NCBI's taxonomy places the organism in Eukaryota, Metazoa, Chordata, Mammalia, Carnivora, Otariidae.
CGCCGCCUCCCGUGUCCCGCCUGCGCCCCGGCGCCAUGAGCGCGCGCCUGCCGCUCUUCCUGCGCGGGCUCCGCCGUCUGCAGCCGCCCCCGGGCCCGCCGCUCCGCCUCCGAGCGCCCUGUCGCGCCAGCAGCAGCGGUGGCGGCGGCGGCUGUGGCGGCGGGGAGGGCCUGCUCGAGCAGCGGCGGCUGCGGGACUCCCAAGUCGGGAGCAGCCGCGGCCAGGGCAGCCAGGCGCCCCCCGCGCGGGACUCGAUCGUCAGAGAAGUCAUUCAGAAUUCAAAAGAGGUUCUGAAUUUAUUGCAAGAAAAAAACCCUACCUUUAAGCCGGUGCUUGCUAUUAUUCAGGCAGGUGACGAUAACUUGAUGCAGGAAAUAAACCAGAAUUUGGCAGAGGAGGCUGGUCUGAACAUCACUCACAUUUGCCUUCCUCCGGAUAGCAGUGAAGCCGAGAUUAUAGAUGAAAUCUUGAAGAUUAACGAAGACACCAGAGUACACGGCCUUGCCCUUCAAAUCUCCGAGAACUCGUUUAGCAACAAAGUCCUCAAUGCCUUGAAACCAGAAAAAGAUGUGGAUGGAGUAACAGACAUAAACCUGGGGAGGCUGGUCCGUGGAGAUGCCCAUGAAUGUGACAUCUCACCUGUGGCCAGAGCUGUGAUUGAACUUCUUGAAAAGUCAGGUGUCAACUUAGAUGGAAAGAAGAUCUUGGUAAUAGGAGCCCAUGGGUCUUUGGAAGCUGCCUUGCAAUGCCUAUUCCAGGGGAGAGGGUCCAUGACAAUGAGCUCACAGUGGGGAACACCUCAGCUUCAAAGCAAGCUUCAUGAGGCUGAUAUUGUGGUCUUGGGCUCUCCCAAGCCAGAAGAGAUUCCCCUUUCUUGGAUACAACCAGGAACUACAGUUCUCAACUGUUCCCAUGACUUCCUGUCAGGGAAGCUUGGAGGUGGUUCUCUUGGGGUACAUCUUAGUGGUCUCAUUGCAGAGAAUGAUGUGAGUCUCCUUGCUGCAGCUCUGCGGAUUCAGAACAUGGUCAGCAGUGGAAGGAGAUGGCUACGUGAACAGCAGCAUGCAAGGUGGAGACUUCACUGCUUGAAACUCCAGCCUCUCUCCCCCGUGCCAAGUGAUCUUGAGAUUUCAAGAGCACAGACUCCAAAAGCUGUGGAUGUCCUUGCCAAGGAGAUAGGAUUGCUUGCAGAUGAAAUUGAAAUCUAUGGCAAAAGCAAAGCCAAAGUAUGUUUGUCCCUGUUGGAAAGGUUAAAGGAUCAAGCAGAUGGAAAAUACGUUUUAGUAGCUGGGAUCACACCCACCCCUCUCGGGGAAGGGAAAAGCACAGUGACAGUUGGGCUCGUACAAGCAAUGACCGCACACCUGAACAUCAACUCCUUUGCCUGUCUCAGGCAGCCUUCUCAAGGACCAACUUUUGGAGUUAAAGGAGGCGCUGCGGGUGGCGGAUAUGCCCAGGUCAUCCCCAUGGAGGAGUUCAACCUUCACUUGACCAGGGACAUCCACGCCAUCACCGCUGCCAAUAACCUGCUGGCCGCCGCUAUUGACACAAGGAAACACUCAAACCGAUAAGGCGCUGUAUAAUCGACU